Molecule: messenger RNA, 2369 nt
Organism: Pseudo-nitzschia multistriata
Lineage: Eukaryota; Bacillariophyta; Bacillariophyceae; Bacillariales; Bacillariaceae
Source: the annotation of a GenBank genome assembly
GAUCUGCAGAAAGAACAAACCGGAGAGCAGCCAACAACAAACAAUUAUCAGCGAAUAGCAUAGCAUACAACAACCCACGAUGAUGAAACCCACGACAGCAGCCAUUCUCGCCGCCCUGGCCCUCGCCGGCUCGAAGCAUUCGGCCGAGGCCUUUGUCCCCAACCAUUCCGCGACCUCGGCAAAGGCUACCACCACCUCCCUCUCCAUGGCGGGGCCCGGCGACACGGCCACCAAGGACAUUCCCUACGGUGAAACCUCCCGCCAGUUCCGCCGGACGGUCUACACGCACGACGACUGGGUCAAGCACCGAUCGCCCAACCGGUUCRUCAAGAAUCUCUUCUCGAUCGGAUCCUCGGGCAUCUACAAGGUGCGUGCUUUGUUUUGUUUUUGGUUGUGUGGUGUGGUGUGGUGUCGUUUGGUGUGUUGUGUUGCGUUGUGUUGUGGGCCGUGUGCCUUUUGUGUUACAGGAAGUGCCCACGACCCUUGCGACGCCAAACCAUUGCCCGCAAACGUUGUCGACUCACGGAAUCCGAAUUUUUUUCUCUUUUUCUGGCUCCUCGCCCACACGCCGUGUCGGAACUGCGUCCGAUCGUUCCCCCCCCCCACACCCCCACCCCGCUCCCGCUUUGGUUGUUUCUCCUUACAGAACGUCGGACGGGAGGUCUCCACCACCACGACGGUYGCCACCAUCAUCUUUUUGUGGAACAUGCUCACGGUGGGAUACGACGACUUCAACCAGAUCCACCACGCGCCCMUCAUCGACAACUACUACGUCCCCGGCCUCACCCUCCCGCUGACCCCCUUCACCCUGGCCUCGGGAUCCCUCGGUCUCCUCCUGGUCUUUCGCACCAACACGGCCUACCAGCGGUGGGACGAGGCCCGAAAGAACUGGGGUAUGAACAUGUGAGUAUCAGUAUUGCAGUCCGGUGUGGUGUGCUGUGGUUUGGUUUGGUGUGGUUUGGUGUCCUGUCGAGUCGAGUCGAGUGGAAACGGAGCGUAACGGAACGGAACGGAACGGGAUGCCCGGAAUCUCGGUGUUGAGACGCGUGUUUCUGCGUWCGCCAGCGAGCUAGAAUGGUUGAUCCGCACUUUCUUGGAGCGGCGGGAUUCCGUCCGUUGGUUCUUGUAACGGUUCCAGCGCUGUCCCUUAUCGAUCUCCGACGAACCGUGUCGGCACCGUGCGAUGCCAUCGGCCUGCCGCACCAACCGAUCGACCUUUGUCCGCAUUCUCGUUUCUGUCCGGUGGUCGGCCCGGGAUCGUGUUYGUUCUCUUGCGGUUCUGUUGUAUCCCUCCACGCCCCUCACGCACGCCCCUUUGUUCCGCUCUCGUCUCGUCUCGUCUCGUCCGAAUUGCUUUUCCCCCGCAAAAACAGCAACCACACCCGUGACCUGGUCCGCAUGGGCAACGCCUUCUACGACUCGACCGACGUCGACCCCGCAACCCGCCAGGCCGACCUGGAGCGGCUUUCGGUCUGCACCUGGGCCUUUGUCCGCUCCAUGAAGCGCCACCUCUCCCCCGAGUGGGAAGACGAGGCCUCCUUCCGCCUGGAGCUUUACGAGCGACUGCCCGAGAGCCAGGCCAACGCCAUCAUCAAUGCCGCCCACAGACCCAACCGCGCCCUCUUCGACCUGAGCAUGGCCAUCGAGAACCUCCCCAUGCACUUUAUGCGAAAGAACGAGAUGCACAAGGCCCUCACCAUCUUCGAGGACAACCUCGGAUCGAGCGAGCGUCUUCUUACCUCCCCCGUCCCGCUCAUCUACAACCGCCACACGGCCCGCUUCCUCUCCUUCUGGCUGCUCCUCAUGCCCCUGGCACUGUACAAGCCCUUUGAGUCGACGUGGAACCACGUGGGCAUGAUCCCCGCCACGGCCAUCAUCUCCCUCUUCUUGUUUGGAAUCGAGGAACUGGCCACRCAGAUGGAGGAGCCCUUUACCAUUCUCCCCAUGCAGGCCUUUUGCGACAAGAUCGGCAACUGGUGCAACGAAAUCGUCUCGUGGGAGGAGGGAGACAACGGCAUGRCCACCAACAAGAGCUACCAGGGACACUCGGAGGUGUACUUUGAGAACCUCGGCAGCAGCCCCGGCGUCGUCAACGGAAACAACGGAAACAGCUUUGUCGAGCCCCAGCUCCAGGAGUGGGGACGCCAAUAAGCCGUUUCGCUUGCGUUGMGUUGCGUCGUUCUCGAGCAGUAGUGCACACCGUGCCGAUCCGGGGUCCGCGGUCGACGCAACCCGAUCGAUCGACCAAGACGUGCGUGCAUGUCGCUGCGCAACCCAGCCCCUAGUUUCGAAGCCAAUCCCGGAGCAGCGGUCGGUUUGGUCGGUGGCUCGGUCCCUUUUUCAUUGACGGUAGGAUAAUACUGUAUACA